AUGGCGGACUCAAAACGAGUAUCACGGUGUAACCACGAUAACAGAAGAAGGAUGUUUACUGGUAGAUCCUUGCAACAAAGUUCAAGAUUAUUCUCGACCUCUGUGAGGUUGCUUAAUGAAGAAGCCCCUAAAUUCUCCAAAUGGGGUGCUAAGGGUGCUCAAUCUAGUUCACAAAGUCUCAAUCAAUUGCAUAACGUCCUUCAGGCAGAAAAAACCCGUGCUGAAAAUGAAGAAGAAAUCACCAUCAACCCAAACAUACAGGUCAGACUCCAGGACACCCAAGUGUACGAUCCUUUUGAUUUCACUUUUGCCAAAUACAAGUUGGUGCAACGGAAGCGUCAGCAGAACAGAGGUGCCAACGACCAGUACUCCUCCGGUGAAGUCGUGGGGUUGAAUGCCAAACACGCCAAAGACGCCUUCAAAAGAAUCAACCUAAACCCAAUGAGCAUAUACACUUUUGGUCCACUCUUGGCCAACUACGUUUCUGAAACUGGAAGAAUCUACCAUAGAGACGUCAACAUUGGUUUGACUGCCAAAACCCACAAGAAAUUGACCAGAGCCAUCAACAGAGCCAGAGCCGCCGGUAUCAUGAGUAACACCAGUAGAUCGUCUUUUGAUACCAACACCAACUUCUCGGGAAUGUUGGAUGACACCGUUCGUGCUUAUCAUGAGAAUCCAAAACAUUCCAAAGUAAGCUUUUAA
Messenger RNA from Saccharomycopsis crataegensis, 702 nucleotides. It is a transcript of the gene RSM18, whose product is annotated as mitochondrial 37S ribosomal protein bS18m RSM18. Gene Ontology annotation, cellular component: mitochondrial small ribosomal subunit; ribosome. Gene Ontology annotation, biological process: mitochondrial translation. The coding region runs from base 1 to 702 and encodes 233 amino acids. Lineage: Eukaryota; Fungi; Ascomycota; Saccharomycetes; Ascoideales; Saccharomycopsidaceae. The record is from RefSeq and is a predicted model, not a curated record. Gene Ontology annotation, molecular function: structural constituent of ribosome; small ribosomal subunit rRNA binding. The transcript has 2 exons.